GAUGAUGGCCAUGAUGGUGUCAAGAAAACAAGAAAGAAGCAACUAAUCGAUAAACAUUACUUGCUCGUGCCUGAUCUCAGUGUGAGCGAGGAAUUUCAUGUUGAAAAUAUGACCUCCCCCGGGACAAUAAAAAUGUCUCUUGUUGACAGUGUGGAUGAUUUAAAGAGCGCAAACAAAGCCACCGAAAAUGGCAAUAACGGCGGAAGUGAUGUGUUGUCGAAAACAAUGACAUUCAAAACAGCACCGGAUCUUGGCGCACAAAAUAUUUCCACUAGCAGCACACCAGCACCAACGUCUGCAUCCGCACCACACCAAAGAGCAAAUAUGGAAAACUCUACGACAGCCACACCCACGCUAAAACCAGUACACAAUGGCUACUUGGGUCCCAUUCUCAUGGAGGAGAUGCGGUUUACGGUNCCACAACAACACCAUGAGUCCACCAUAGAAUCACAACUGCGUGACGGCCGCAUUGUGGAGAUCCUUGCGCCCACCGCACUGGUGGAGCAAACCACUGCGGCGCCGGCGAUGACAUUGAAUAGAGCGGCGAAAAGCGAUCCAAUAAGCGCAACAACUUCAACGCCAGCGCCUGUUUCAACCACUUUUGUACACGUACCUUCGGAAAAGAGUACACCCAUGUUUUCUACGACUGUGUUCCAGGUUCCAGAGACAUUGAUCAGCACCACACGUCUGCCGUUGAGCACGAAAACCACGCACGGAGGUGAGGAAAAAACAUCAAAACUAUCGCAACAUAAGCAGAAGCAGCAACAGUCGCGAGCAUUUUCCAGCACUCCCAAGAGGUUGGGCGAUGAGCGAACGGAAUCGAAAAUAUCUGACAUUCAAGUGGAAGUCUACGACUCUACAGUGGACUCCAUUGUAUCAUCCACAAAUUUCAAGGAUAGCGACGGCUUUUACGCCCUACCACUGGAAGCUGAGGUGGAUGCAAAUGGCGGCACAACUAAGCCACCAGCUGCGCCGCAGGAACGCUUCACCCAAUAUGUAGUGGACAGGGCCGACUAUGCCACACAGGAGUCGAGUGUGGCCCCACAUUUAAGUGUGGCCUUCGGUAAGCCCGAGCCAGCAGCAAUCGAGAUACAUAUUAACGUAUCUGAGGGCAUCGGCAACGAGAGCGAAGAUUUAGAAUUUUCAUAUCGGCAGCCAGAUUACACAGGCAGCAGCUCAAGAACCAACCCCACAGAUGAACUGAUGGCCAAAACCGCUAAAGCUAUUUCGAUGAAGCCACUUUCUUCGGGCGGCAAUGAUUCCACCACUCGAGAAAACGUUCAACGUGGCGAUGAGAUUUUAGUUGUAGAGAUAAUCGAUACCGGUGACAAUAGCACUGAGGGUGCGAUUAGUGCUGAAAAUGCCAAUCCGAUAUUUACAUUUCGCUCGGAUUCCGAUUCGGAUAUUGAGCUGAAGGAUAUCAAAUACUUUCCACCUGAGGUCAAAGUGAAACCGCCUCAAAUGUCGGACGAACUCUUCUUGGCAGACCUAAAGCGAGAGAAUGCGCUGCCAAAACCACCUUUGCCCCCACCUCCUCCGCCGCGUAAACCCACCAUUGAUCGCGACUCGGACACAAUUUUUUACAUUUCCAACACCGAA
Messenger RNA from Rhagoletis zephyria (snowberry fruit fly), 1599 nucleotides. RefSeq lists its product as uncharacterized. The record is from RefSeq and is a predicted model, not a curated record. NCBI's taxonomy places the organism in Eukaryota, Metazoa, Arthropoda, Insecta, Diptera, Tephritidae.